AUGGCCGCAGACAAAAAACACACGGACGAAACAAUCAAAAGAGAAACAACAACAACAACACACUCUCUCUCCACUCCCUUCAUUAUCAUCUUCUUUCUUCUUCUUCUUCUUCUUCUUCUUCUUCUUCUUCUUCUUCUUCUUCUUCUUCUUCUGCUUCCUCUUCUUCUUCUUCUCCCCGCCGCCCCUCUCGCCAGACUGAAAGGGUAAGUCCACUCACGCUGGCAGCCUGGAAUGUUCGUUGGGCUUUAGACAAUCGGGGGAGCAACCGACCGGAACAUAGGACGCCGUUAGUGGCUCGAGAACUGGAGCGCUACAAUUUGGACAUCGCAGUACUCAGCGAGACCCGGUUCUCCGAACAAGGCCUACUGGAGGAGGUGGAUGUCGUCUACACCUUCUUCUGGAGGGGUCGCAACAAGGUAGACCGACGGGACGCGGGUAUCGCCUUUGCCAUCCAGAACGACAUGGUGGGACGACCGCCCCGUCUACCGCAGGGUAUAAACGAUCGCCCGAUGAGCCUCCGCCUUCCACUCCAGGAAGGCAAAUUUGCCACAAUCGUCCGCGUCUACGCUCCCCCACCCCGAUAAUCGAUCCUGACGAGGCGAGGAACAAAUUCUACAGGGACUCGCACGUUCUCCAGGGCUCUGGGUUGAAGGCGGAUAAGCUGACUGUCCUUGGUGACUUCAACAUCCGCACAGGCACAGACCAUGCUGCCUGCAGAGGAGUGCUGUGCUCCCAUGGUCUCAACGGCUCCAAUAACAAUGGCCUCCUCCUACGAACCUACGGUGAACACCGGCUCAUUCACACGAACACAUUCUUCCGCCUCCCGAUGCGAGAGAAGGCCACCCACAUGCACCCUCGGUCGCGACACUGGCACCUGCUGGACCAUGUCAUCGUCCGGAUGCGAGACUGGUGGGACGUGCUGGUGACAAAGGCGAUCCCGGAUGCCGACGGGUGGACCAACCGUCGUCUCGUCAUCUCCAAGAUGCGGAUUCGUCUACAGCUUCGCAGGAGACCUCAAAGUAAGCAACCCUCAGGUAAGCUGAAUAUUGCCUUGUUGUCGCUGCUUGCUCACCAUCUCCAUUUUAACGAUGAGCUAGCUCAACGACUAGACAACCUUCCAGUCGCUGCCGCCGCUGACGAGAACGCCUCCGUGGAGAACUGAUGGUGUCAACUGCGCGACACAGUCUAGUCGACAGCCCUGGUUGUCCUCGGUCACGUGCGAUGACAACAUCAGGACUGGUUCAGUGGUAGCGGCGCGGCCAGCAGCAACCUGCUCGCCGAGGAGAACUGCCUGUACAAAGCCUACGUCGACCGCCCCACCGCUGGCAACAGAGCUGCUUUCUACCGUAGUCGCCGUGUUGUGCAACAGCGGCUGCGCGAGAUGCAGGACGCCUGGAUGGCUCACAAGACCGAGGAGAUCCAAGGGUACGCGGACCGCAACAAAUGGAAGAACUCCUUCGCUGCGACCAAAGCUGUCUACGGUUCGCCAUCCAAAACAACUGAACCUCUUAUCAGCGCCGACGGCAGCACCCUACUCACAGAGAAGACACGAAUUCUUCAGCAAUGGGCCGAGCACUUCCGAGGCGUCCUCAACCGCCCCUCCACCAUCUCCGACGUCGUCAUCGUCCAUCUGCCGCAUGUGAAGACCAACCUCGGCCUCGACCUCCCGCCCUCUCUCCACGAAACCAUCAGGGUCGUGCAGGGCCCGGAUCGGACGCGCUCUUUGCUGAGAUCUAUAAGCACGAUGGCCCCCCACUCGUGGAUCAUCUGA
This is a messenger RNA of Spirometra erinaceieuropaei, 1771 nucleotides long. The record is from the annotation of a GenBank genome assembly. Lineage: Eukaryota; Metazoa; Platyhelminthes; Cestoda; Diphyllobothriidea; Diphyllobothriidae.